GCUUGGGAUUAAAAUGCAGUAAAUUUAUCCAGGAAAAGCCUCCCCGCAGAUUCCGCAGGCGUUUUUAGAUAGUAGACUGGCGUUGCCUCAAGGGAGUUAACGUUAAAAAAGAAUGGGGGCCCUGUGUUACACUUCUCGCUAUGCAUUGUGGGAUUGUUUAUCUCCCGCGUAAUGUAAAGGGCAGACUACGGUACGGUAAACAAGACUCUUGAGAAAGAAUCGCACAAAUUAGUCGUGAUUGAUGUUCUAAUUUUCCAGAGAAGACAACGUGGGCUAUGAUGCGGUGAUAUUGGUCAUUCGUCUUUUAAAACACACGGAUUUGGUGAUUAGACUUUGAGAAUUUAAUCGAAUGAAGAAAGCGAUUGUUUUAGCUUGGUCAGCAUCGAGUCGGCAUGUGUUCUGCCGUAGAAACUCCGAUUUCAGUCCCUGAUGCUAGCGAUAAUAACAAAAUGAUACCAAGGAAUGCAACGUACUGUGUCUUGGAUGUGGAAACUACAGGUUUAUCAAAACUAAACGAUCGAAUUGUUCAAAUCGCGUGUGUUAAAGUCAAGCCCACAGGAGACAAAGAAUCCUGGAUGAGCUACAUCAACCCAUGUAUGGAUCGAGAGAAACAACUAGCCGGUGGCUACAAAGUACAUCACUUAUCACCAGAUAUGCUGCUAAAGAAACCCAAGUUCUCGGAAAUUGUUGAAAGUUUAUGGAGAUUUCUUUGUGGUGCUGAAUACCUUGUUGCAUAUAAUUGUUUAUACGAUUGGGAUAUGCUUUGCCAGGAAUUUCGAAGAAUUGAUCGUACUGAAAGUGGUUAUACUAAGCUUGAAGAGGAAUUUGUUAAAAAGUUUACAUGGAUUGAUGUGCUUCGACUUAGUAUUUCCUCCUUUCCAUCUUUAUCUAAUCACAAACUAGAAACAGUUGCAAAGCAUUUAAAAAUUGAAUACAUGUCCAGGACUACUUACACAUAUAAAUCAAGUUUUAAUAGCGGGGAGGUAGAGGCAGUGAGCGUGACUGAGCAGAGUUGUGAUCCUUGGCAGGGCGGAGCUCAUGAUGCAAUGUGCGAUGUCCUGACCACUAACAGUGUGUUACAGGAAGCAAUGGGAAAACUUAAUAUCACACAACUUCAAAACCUUGUGUCUGAAAUUCCACACAUAGUUCUUGAUACUAUUUUAUUUAAGGACAUUGAGCAGCUUUUAAGCAAAAGACAAGAAUCCCUAGUAAGGAUUUGAUGCCAUUCUGUUUAAAAGCAAAACAGUAUUUUAGCAUUUAUAGGCCAAAGGGUAAAUUUUUAGGCAAAAUGUCAAAGGGAUUUCUUAUUAAAUGUACCAAUUCACUCAAAAUGGAAAGCAAUGUUGACGACAGAAUUAUUAUGAUUUAUGAAGCCGCACAACUUGAUCCACAAACACAGGUGGAAAAUCAAGAAAAAUGUGUGGAAAAUACAGAAAAGAUAUCUUCUACUUUGACACAUAUAUUCAAGCAAAAGAAGCCAAGGCUUGAGACUCAAACCUAGAGCUCGGUAUGCUCAUUAUCACGCAGAGCAUAGAACAAAGAUAAUUUAUUGUUUGCACUUGAACAAAAGAUUUUACUUUUUAGAAUAAGUAUUUCAAUUUCCUUUAUUUUAAAAUAUUUAUAUUUGUACAAAUUAUAAUUAUAACAAAUUAUAAGUUUGAAGCGUUUUUAUUAUGUAUCCAAAUAGCCCACUAAGGUUUUUCUUUGUGCAAAAACAUUGCCAAUAGCUGUAUAUAAAAUAUAUCUACAAUAAUUAUUAUUGUACCAGAAAUAUUAGUUUGAAUUAUUUCUGUUGUUCAUAAUUACAAAGCUGUCUCCAGAAGCCUUCAUUUGGUUUCACACAAGGCCUUUGCUCUCUGACCACGUUGAAAGCCUGGCCCAAGGAUAGAAGCCUUUUAUGCAUUAAAUAAGCAAUUACCACAGCAGGUGAUCUUGACACUCCUGCAUUACUGAAAAUAGGAAAAAAUAUAACAUUAUUAUCCAAGCAGUUAUUGGGGGCCAAUGCCUUAAGUUUUUUCUAGAAUUAUAAGGAAGAGCGCAGCUGUGUCCUAAUGGCAUAAAGAAAAUAAUUUCCUUAUAUUAUCAUAAUCAUGGCAUCCAGAUCCAUUUUGUGUUAUAUAAUGAAAUAAUAACAGGAAGUUUAAAGUUAACAGUAAGUUAAAAAGGGUAAGAGUGCAUGGUAAAAGCACAGGUAGCCCAGGCUCAUUACUUUUGACUAUUUACUAGAGAAUAUAUGGUGACUUUUCCUAUCAUUAAAUUUUUGUCUUAAAUCUUCUGACUGAGUUAAGUCACCAUAUAUUCUCUAGCAAAUUAAUGAGUAAUGAGCCUGGGCUGAAUGAGCCUUGAAGUACAAGUAUGAUGCUCAGCAACUGCUUGAAUUACAUUGAAGACACACCAGAAAGUCUAAACAAGCAAAAAAUAAUCAAUAAUAUUCAUUUUCCAAAACUAUGGGUCAUUCAACCCAAGAUAGCUUAGUUAAUGAGGAAAUGUUUUUUCAUAUGAGCACAAAUUUUGGUUCGAUUUCCAGAGGUCACUUGGCCUCUGGCAUUUACUGCAAAAAAAGCUGGAAAUUGAACCUAAAUUUUUGGAAUCUGACUGGUAAAAUUCUUCUUAUCGAGUUUGAAAAUAAGCUGAGUGCAAGUCAAUACAUUGGGUUGAUCAAA
Nematostella vectensis (starlet sea anemone) is the source of this 2663-nucleotide messenger RNA. RefSeq names its product DNA polymerase III PolC-type. NCBI's taxonomy places the organism in Eukaryota, Metazoa, Cnidaria, Anthozoa, Actiniaria, Edwardsiidae. The coding region runs from base 393 to 1220 and encodes 275 amino acids. The record is from RefSeq and is a predicted model, not a curated record. Gene Ontology annotation, molecular function: nucleic acid binding; 3'-5' exonuclease activity. The transcript has a single exon.